CAAAGACAAACAGAAUACAUCGCAAUAGAUGUGAAUGUGAUUAAAAACAUCUUUAUUCUGUAAUGUUCAAACUGUCUAAAACUUGGAAGAUUUCGUAAUUUCUCUUUCAACCAAUGAAAGAGCUAUCCGGGUGCUAUUUUUAGAAUGCACGGGUACAACGUAUAAAUACCACCGACCUCGAGUGAGAUGUUCACAGUAGACGCGUACAGAGAAUAAGCGCUGCAUAGGUAAACCAGCUCAUGGAUUCGAUUGUCAAACGGAUAAAUUUGGAUUUAACACAAGAAUUUGAGCACAAUAAAUAAGCUAUUAUAUUUUUGAUGCCCCCGUAGCUUGCAGUUGCAACUUUUUGGGCGAGAUUUUACCGAUUCACCGAAACAAAAUAAUAUGGCUGCGAUUAGGAAAAAGUUGGUCAUCGUUGGAGAUGGUGCUUGUGGAAAGACGUGUCUGCUCACAGUAUUUAGCAAAGACCAGUUCCCUGAAGUCUACGUCCCAACGGUAUUUGAGAGCUAUGUAGCUGAUAUAGAAGUAGAAAGCAAACAGGUUGAAUUAGCAUUAUGGGAUACAGCAGGUCAGGAAGCCUACGACAGACUGAGACCGCUCUCAUAUCCAGACACAGACGUUAUACUCAUGUGCUUUGCUAUUGACAAUCCAGACAGUUUAGAAAACAUCCCGGAGAAAUGGACACCAGAGGUCAAGCAUUUCUGUCCCAACGUGCCCAUCAUCCUGGUGGGUAACAAGAAGGACCUUCGUAACGACGACAACACCAAGAUGGAGCUGCAGCGGACCAAGCAGACUCCCGUCACGUACGACGAAGGUCACCAGAUGGCGGUCAAGAUCAAUGCUGCCAAGUACAUGGAGUGUUCGGCCAAGACCAACGAUGGGGUGAGGGAGGUCUUUGAAACGGCCACAAGGGCAGCACUGCAGAGCAAGAAGCGCAAGAAGAAGCUUUCAUGCAAGAUCUUCUAAGACAUCGUGUAAGAUCUUCUAAGACAUCGGACAAUGAUCAAACUGUGUCAGUCAAACUAAGCUUUUAUUAUUAAAAGGCACACGUUUCAGUAAACUUUGGAGCUAUUGAAGUGAGCGUGUACAUGCAGGAAUUUUUCAAGAAGACAAUAGGAGGGAUGUGUACAUUGCAGGAAGAGCAUAUGGACCAGAUGCAUUUACCACAA
This is a messenger RNA of Strongylocentrotus purpuratus (purple sea urchin), 1169 nucleotides long. Its product is annotated as rho-related GTP-binding protein RhoA-A-like. The coding region runs from base 385 to 966 and encodes 193 amino acids. Lineage: Eukaryota; Metazoa; Echinodermata; Echinoidea; Camarodonta; Strongylocentrotidae. Gene Ontology annotation, molecular function: GTPase activity; GTP binding. The transcript has 4 exons. The record is from RefSeq and is a predicted model, not a curated record. Gene Ontology annotation, biological process: cell migration; small GTPase-mediated signal transduction.